AUGUUUUUGCAGAAGUUGGAAAAGUCAAGACUACAUCGAAAUGCUAUGGAAGUUACCACUGAUGAUGGCAGUAAUGAUGAUGGUUUUUUGUUGAAGACAGUGAAUCUAAGUGGGCUAUCAGAGAAAAUUGAUGAUAAAAAAUGCGUUAGUGGAGUAGCAGCUGCACAACAAAACAAUUCAACAACAUUACUACCACCAGUUUCACUAUCAUACAUUCCUAAGCGAACUUCACAACGUGAUUUCAUGAACAUAGUUACUGCAGUGCUAUCUCCACUUUCAUUCUCUUCUGCUAUGCGCAUGAAUCAGAAAAGUUGGUAUUCUGAAAGUGCAAGUUUUGGUGGGCUUGAAAUGGAUGCUAUUAACAAUGAAACCAAAGUGGGAAUUAAUGAACAAUCAUAUGUUUUACCAUCGAUAACGCUCAAAGGUCCAAAAAAUCAUGGAAAAGACAUCACGUGGAAUAAUCAACACAAAUCAAUAAUGGAUCACAUCCCUAAAUCUUCUGAAAAUACAGUGUAUCCGGAUGUUUUGAACGAUGAAAGUGAAUCUUUGUGUAUAUCACCGCCCCAUCUGAAUCCUGAUAUAUUCACAAAGCUUCUGGAAACGCCCAGAAAAUUUAAAUGGUUUGAAAAUUUUGAACAAGAUCAAGAGAAUGCUUGGAAUUGUAGUAGGCAAACACCGAACAGCCUAUCGUAUACGAAUUAUGACAAGAAACGAUAUAUUAUGCUUUCGGAUAAAAAUACGCAUGACGAAACAUUAAUUGGAAGAAUCACAGAUACGUUAGAAAGGCCACAAAUAUUGGAUAGCAAUAUAUCGCAAGAUAAUCAAGACCAAGUGAAUAUCACCACUAAAACUCCAUCGAAUUAUGUAAAUCUUGAUGAUCUGAAUGAUAAUGAUAUUUCUUCAUGCACAUCGUCCUUUCUUUCGGGAAACAGUGAUACGUUAACUUCUGAAGAAAUUGAGGAAAAACGAAAUGAAAGUUCCUUCGAAGCACUUUUACCAAACGAGCUUAACUCCUUAACGCUUGAUAAAAUGGACAUUCUUGAAGAAGCUAAUCCAACAUCAUCUGACAUUUCACGUUCUCACUAUUUUCAUGGUAUUCCACUGAGUAAAAAAGAAAGUUGCAGCAGUCUAGACGAUGUGAAAGAAUUAUUUCAUAAAUAUAAUGAUCGGGUUGAUUUGUCGCAUAUGGAGGAAAUUUGUUUAGCAUCUAAGUUGUGCCCACUCUGGAAACAACCACUUUACAAUUGCAUCUCUACUUCAGUUUCAAAUUUCAUUGAUUUUAAUGAAUUCACAAAUUGGUGGAAAAAAUUUAAAGAAAAUGCUUACGAUGAGGCUUCACGCUUUGUUUACAUUUUAACGAAUGGAAGCCGAAAUUUCCUUGUUGCAGAUGAUUUUGAAGCACUUAUGCAGGACUUAAUUGAGACAUUACCCUCACUGAGCUUCUUGAAAGAAGCAAAUACCUUCCAUCAAGCAUACAUCAAAACAGUGACAGCACGCAUUUUCUGGACUGUUUGUCAUUCUUGGAAAAAACAUAUUUCAAUAGCAGAAUUACGUUCAUCAAAUCUAUUAAAGGCAAUUAGAGCACUGGAAAAAGUAGACGUCAAUGAAGAACGUGAAUUUUUUAGUUACGAACAUUUUUACGUUAUUUACUAUAACUUUUAUUUGUUGGAUAAAGAUAAAAAGAAUUACUUAACACCGUUUGAUCUUUCUCUUUAUUCCAAUUGUGCAUUAACAAAUUUGGUAGUGGAGCGCAUUUUUUCCGGAGCUGUAUCACCGAAUUGUUCAAUGAAACAAAUUAUGGACUACAUUGCAUUUGUCAAUUUCUUAUUGGCAGAAGUUGACAAAUGUCACCCGAAAAGUAUCGAGUACUGGUUCCGAAUAAUGGAUUUAAAUGGAGAUGGUCGCAUUUCAUUUGAUGAAAUGGAACGAUUUUAUAACGAAAUAGUAGCAAAUGUUGUCAAUAUGGAUGUGGAUACACUAAUAUUCAAUAAUUUAGUAAACAUGUUAAAAGAUAUGAUAUCACCACAUUCACCGACAUAUUUUACAUUAUCCGAUCUUAAACGAUCUCCUUCACUGGCGCGUUAUUUCUUCGAUACUUUUACCAAUUGGAUGAAACACAUUGCACAAGAAAGUUGCAAGCCUGUUAGAAGAAACGUAGCGAAUUCACGAUUCAGCGAUUGGAAUCGCUACUGUAAAUCGAAAUACGAAAUAUUAAGAGCAAAAUUAUCGAAUAAUGACAAGGAAACAUUAGUUAAUGAAAUUUUGAAUAGUCUAAAUCUAGUAAUGAAAAAAGAAAUCAUAUCCGCUAUUUUCCAAAGCUGCGAAUUAUUCUUUUUCUAA
This is a messenger RNA of Acanthocheilonema viteae, 2340 nucleotides long. NCBI's taxonomy places the organism in Eukaryota, Metazoa, Nematoda, Chromadorea, Rhabditida, Onchocercidae. The record is from the annotation of a GenBank genome assembly.